GAUUAGUAUGAAAAUGUUCUAUUCAACGAUAAUGCUAGUGGGAACGCAUUUUUUCUGAAACUGACAGCCUUAAAAAACCAUGAAGUUUUUUACGAAAAUAUUGUAGUGGAUUUUAAUUUUUAUGUGAUAAGUCUUUGAAAAUCUGAUCAUUUUCCAAAAAACCAUAUAUAUUCUGAAAGAAGAAGCUUGGCUGCACCUUCCUGCAAUAAAAACUCAACUUCGAUAUUUUCAAGAAAAACUCGAUUUUCUGAGGGGGGGGGUUUCCCUUAAUGAAACUUUUCAAUCCUAUCUUAUAGUUACAUUAUGAGAUCGUAGAUUUUUAUACUAUAAAAGUAUGGAUUUUAGGAAGGACAGCAAAUUCGAAGAGAGACUAAUGCAUAGAGCUACACAUAUGUAUUUAGAUCUGAUUAGUUUCUUGAAUAUUCAAGAAAAACUAGGUAAUUAUUACUGUACAUCGAAGAAUGAUUUGAGAGAUUUUAUAUGUAAGUAUAUACUUCUACCCUAAUUCCUUUGAUUUGAGUAUUUCGGUGAUACUCUUUAAAGAGUAAUUCAUAUAUAUAUAUUAUUUUUGAUAUUGUCAUUUUCUAUAUAUGUCGGUAAAGAAAGCUGGUUUUUUUCGCAAUGCGUUUAUAUUAAGUUAACUUGGUUUUUUUGGACAACAAUAAACUACAGGAAAAGAAAAAGUUACGCCACUCUUGUGACAUUACUUAUUGCACAAUAGUUCACUAGUGUUGUGAAAUUACUUAUUGCACAAUAGCCACACCAUGUUCUUACUAUAUAAACUGUCGCUUUAUUUCACAGAUGUUGUACAAUUCAUUCUAAAAGUAGAUUAAUUAUCAAUAUAAUCCAGAACUAUUAAUUGGUGCAAUCGCCAGGAUAUAUAUAUUUUUUUCCUAGUGCAUGACUUUUCUCAUAUCGACUUUUUAAAAAAGCUCGUUUUGAGAUAAUGGUAGCCAUUACUCGUGCUACGUUAGCACGUCAAAUGCCAUCACAAAAUACAACGAGAACAGUUAUAUCAAGUGCUGUAAGAAAAAAGUACAUCAAAAAGAAGAAAAGAACAGUUAAACAACGUACAUCAUCUAAGAAAAGAACAGUUAAACAAUGUACAUCAUCAUCUACUACUUCACCGCCAUUGCAACCAUAUAACGAGGUCGCAGGCAAAAGUAAUAUUAUUGAUGCUAAUAAAUAUGAUCGGUACGGUAAUCCAACAGGAAGAGAAUACGAUUUGGGUCGAGAUGGAGCAUUUAUGGGAUUUAAUAUUUUAAUUGGACAGUUUUAUCACUUUGACAUGCAGAAGCCAAUGGAUGCACUGAAGAUUAAAGGAUUUCAAGUGAAACUUGUAAUGACUGAAGAUGAAUGUAUAACAGAGCUUGCUUCAAAUCGUUAUCAAAUUGCAUGGAUUAUCAGUUCUACUCAUAUUCAAAAUUCGAAAUUUAUUUCAGCUUUAACAGCUUUUCAUUCAGCUGGUGGUGCUAUUUUUUUAUUUGCCGAUAAUACACCAUACAGUUAUGAAGAAAUCGAUAUAACACUCCGAAAUAUCAUAAGUUCACUUGUUUUAAUUGAUACUGAAUAUUUACAUUUUCUAAAUUAUCAAUUUGAACUCUAUGGAGAAAAUACCUCGCUAAUCAAUGAUGUCCGAACUCGUAUAAAACAGAAACAAUUACCAAAUGUUGAUCGAACUAAGUUGCAAAGUUUAAUUACUACAAUGGAUAACGAUGAAAUUCUUGAUUAUCUUGGUUCACUUGAUUAUGUUUUUACUUAUUUAAGAAUGAGUAUAUCAGAAAAUGCUUCAGAAACUACAAUAAUUCAAACAUUUGUUAAAUUAUUGAUAAUUGGAUUUUGA
Messenger RNA from Rotaria sordida, 1843 nucleotides. NCBI's taxonomy places the organism in Eukaryota, Metazoa, Rotifera, Eurotatoria, Philodinida, Philodinidae. The record is from the annotation of a GenBank genome assembly.